AUGUUCAAAGAGGUGCACAAUGCUACCAUCAGGUUUCACAAAUGGGAUGAGUACAGAAAGGAGACCAAAAAUAACCAUGGAGACUUGGAAAUAUUUAUGGCAUUUCAUUCUCUGUGUUUUGCUGGCACCUCUUCUUCCUCCUCACCUGUAUCAGAGAGUGCUUCUCAGGCAAGCGAGCAAAUUGCUCCUAUCGGUGUCAGUGGGCACGGCUCUACUGCCCCAAGUAACGCACGCACUGAAGAAACAUCCUCUACUCCUUCUGCGACUGUCACGGAAUCCAGCCUGGGCAUUACAUCCACCAAAGGUGCAUUGUCACCAGUUACCUCUGAACAGAAUACGCAGGAGGGAAUAACAUCUUCCUCUAACCAGACAACUCUGAACGAUGUAACAGCAGCGGACCUCAGCCAUUCCUCACUGCAUUCAACUGCAGAGACACCCAGCACAGAUACCGAGAAGUCGGCUCUUCCAGUGAGCACUGUGAUUCUGGAUAGCAGCACAGUGGCAUCAAGUGCAACAUCCCAUUUCACCACAAAUAUUCCUCCUCAGACAGAGGUUUCUCAAAUCACUGGCACUAGUAAUACUGUUCCAAACACAGUACCCAUGGGCAGCACAAGUAGCGAUACAACUGAUACAGAAUCCAACACCCCACCUGCCUUCACAGACAAAGUCUCCUCUACUGCGUCUGUAGCUUCUGAAUUGGGUGAUAAAAGUACAGCUUUUGUAGGAACCAAUCCAAUCAGUCACCUAAGCACUACAGCAGAGACCCCCGCAGAAAUAUCUUCCAACAGUCCAGCCACAACUGGAUUCUCCAAAGAAACAACUCUGCCUUUGUCAACAACAAGCACAAGGGAUGGCACAGCUACUUUAAACCCCUUAGCAACAGAAUCCAGCACCUCUUCUUCCUCCUCACCUGUAUCAGAGAGUGCUUCUCAGGCAAGCGAGCAAACUGCUCCUAUCGGAGUCAGUGGGCACGGCUCUACUGCCCCAAGUAACGCACGCACUGAAGAAACAUCCUCUACUCCUUCUGCGACUGUCACGGAAUCCAGCCUGGGCAUUACAUCCACCAAAGGUGCAUUGUCACCAGUUACCUCUGAACAGAAUACAUCCACAGUUAUUGUUGCUACAAUUGUAACAGCAGGAGAUACUUCCUCGAAGAAUACAAAGCCCACAGUUAGAAUUACAGCACCUGAAGCUGGCACUGUUUCAUCUAUGACAGAAAAUACAUUACCACAAGGAACUUGCACUUCACUUAUUUUUUCCAUACAACUUGAGAAAGUAACCAGUGAAGUGAUACAAUUGAAUUGGACACCUCAAGGUGGGACAAGAGAUAGCCCUUACACUGUAUAUCUGUUGAGGGAUAACACGGUGAGGAAUAAGAGCACUACGAACAAAACACGGAUAGCAUUUGGAGAUCUGGUUCCUGGUUAUGAAUAUAUAAUAUCUGUGGAAGUUUUAACUUGUGCUAAGAAGAUCAAUACUUCAAAGAGAGUUCGCACAGAAGCUAAAACAUUUGACGGAAAAACCAGGAUUACAAAUGAAAAUUUCAAACCUGAGUAUAACAACAAAUCAAGUGAAGAAUUUAAGGAUUUUGAAAAGAAGUUCAUUGGGGAGAUAAGAAAAAACUUGCCACCUGAGAUGCAAAGGUUACUAGACGAAGGAAAAAUGCGUAUAGUAAUCAACAAUCUUAGAAGUGGCAGCAUAUUUGUGGACUUUAUGAUUGUUUUGGAUGUAGGAGAAAAUGUAACAAAAACAGAGCUCACAGCUGCUUUUACAGAGGCCUUUAACAACAGUACAGAAUUUCAAACGGACCGCAACAGUACACUUAUAGAAGGUAUAGCCUAA
Molecule: messenger RNA, 1842 nt
Organism: Chrysemys picta bellii (western painted turtle)
Lineage: Eukaryota; Metazoa; Chordata; Testudines; Emydidae
Source: RefSeq, a predicted model, not a curated record